Messenger RNA from Diachasmimorpha longicaudata, 568 nucleotides. It is a transcript of the gene EMC6, whose product is annotated as ER membrane protein complex subunit 6. The transcript has 4 exons. The coding region runs from base 139 to 483 and encodes 114 amino acids. Gene Ontology annotation, biological process: autophagosome assembly; protein folding in endoplasmic reticulum. NCBI's taxonomy places the organism in Eukaryota, Metazoa, Arthropoda, Insecta, Hymenoptera, Braconidae. Gene Ontology annotation, cellular component: EMC complex; membrane; endoplasmic reticulum. The record is from RefSeq and is a predicted model, not a curated record.
AGAUCAGCUGGCGCUGUCGGCCAAAGGUGGCAGGCGCUGUCUAGUCGUCAUAUUUACAGGCCUCUGUAGAAUUGUUUGUUGCUCCAAGUGCAAUUGUUUUAUAUCAUAAUUACUAUAGACGAAGUUAAGUGAGACAAAAUGUCUACGAAAUCACGAACGAAGCAGGACAAGAGUGGUGAAAUAAUUGCAUACAGUGAGGGUGCUGUUAGGAAUAAUGCAGCCGUAGUUCAGUACUGCAGGAUAUCCAUGGCAGCGAUGUCUGGGGGCACUGCUGGUUUACUGGGACUUACCGGACUCUAUGGAUUCGGAUUCUACAUCUUUGCAGUCUUCGGUUUAUGGGCUUUAUUAUUAUUCAAAGCUGGAGGACAAUGGAAGAAAUAUUUCAUUAGCAGACACAGCCUAUUGACGAAUGGAUUUUUUGGAGGCCUUUUCACGUAUGUACUCUUCUGGACAUUUUUGUAUGGUAUGGUACAUGUUUACUGAGAAUCCAACAUCAGAGGAAGAAUCAUCAUUGGCUAUUCCAAAGUGCAUUUUUAAGAAUUAAAAUAAGGAUUCAUACUUGUUGAUA